Messenger RNA from Phyllotreta striolata, 1725 nucleotides. The record is from the annotation of a GenBank genome assembly. NCBI's taxonomy places the organism in Eukaryota, Metazoa, Arthropoda, Insecta, Coleoptera, Chrysomelidae.
AUGUCUAUGUAUUUAUUUCCUUUUAAACUGAAAUCUUUAGGAAAUAAUGCUUUAAGGAGGAAAUUAUUCAUUCCGCAAAUAAGAAAAUUUUCAAAAUACAAAUCGGCAUGUCAUUAUUCAACAAAUGAAAAUUUAAACAAAAUUAGCACUAAAACAGCGGAAAAUUUCAUACCGUUUCUUCAAAGAAUCGACAUCAGACGUACUGAAGCUAGAAGGAGCAUAAUCGUGCAAGUACAAUCAGCGAAAUCGUACAAAGAACUAUGGUCUUAUUGCAGCACAUUCGGGGCUAUUAAAUCUAUGUUCCACUAUUCUGUUGGAAUAGAUCCUUCACAUUUCAUAAUCGUAGAGUUCGAAAACGAAUCGAUCGUUUCAUCGAUAAUGAACUCCAGCAAUUAUUCCGAAGGCGGUUCAGGAAUGCCCACGCAGUCAAACUUCAUGUGGUUCAAAGCCGCUAACAAUAAAUUAAAGCUAAAAGACAACAAAAACGCUAAUCUCUCCGUUGAAUUCGGCACCGAUAUUCAAUUAGAAGAGGAAAUUAAAGUAGCCCUCGGUAACUCCGAAAACGUUUCAGAACAAAUAAGAAAACUCCACGAAUUGACCAGAUUGAACGAUGUAGGUGUUCGCUUGAGAUUCUUAACUGCCUUGCAAAUCGAAAAUGCCAUCACGGGGAUGUUUCCGCACGCUACUGCAUACCCCUUCGGCUCCAGCGUAAACGGUUACGGCAAAACGGGCUGUGAUUUAGAUUUAUUUCUAAAAUUAAGCAACGAUAAGAGGCACGAUAACGGUCGGUUAGUUUUUCAUUGCAAGCCCUUAAACAGUUCGGAACGGUCUACAACACAGAGGCAUAUGGAGGUUAUUGGAGAUUUAAUUCAUUUAUUUUUACCCGGUUGCGGGCACGUUCGUAGAAUUUUACAAGCCAGGGUGCCUAUUAUCAAAUACCAUCAGCAGCUAACCGAUGUUGAAUGCGACGUUUCCAUGUCAAAUAUGUCUGGUGUUCACAUGUCCGAUUUCCUCUACAUAAUGGGGGAAUUAGACGAUAGAGUUAGACCCCUCGUUUUCACCAUAAGGAAUUGGGCGAAAACCGUCGGUAUAACAAAUUCAGCCCCCGGAAGGUGGAUAACGAAUUUUUCUUUAACUCUGCUAGUACUCGCCUUCCUUCAGAAUCCUCCGAGCGGGAAGCCCGUAAUACCUACACUAAAUAAAUUAGAAGAACAAGCAGGUAAAAGCGAUAAAUUUGCACUGGAAGACGGCACGGACGUUUCGUUUUUACGAGACAUCACCAAGUAUAAACAGAAAACCAAAAAUACCGAUUCUUUAGAGCGACUGCUGAUGGAAUUCUUCGUGUAUUAUUCCCAGUUCGAUUUCGAUAACAAAGCUAUUUGUUUGAACGAUACGGUGGCGAUAGCGAAGCCCGAACACAGCGCUAUGUACAUAAUAAACCCCUUAGAAAGGGGCCUGAACGUCAGUAAAAACGUUAGUUUCGAAGAAGUCCUUAGAUUCAAGAAUGAAUUGAAAAACGCCGCGUGGAUUUUGGAAUCUAAAGAGCCCAAAACGGCAAAUUGGGGACUCUUAUCGAUUAUGCAGGGGCCCAAAGUAGUCAAUAUGUUCCAGAAAUUAUCUACGCGUACGAAACCCUCUCGACUAGUAGAAAUUAAAUCAAUAUUCGACGAUAAUGAAAACGAAUCCAAAAGUCCUGAGAAAAAGGUGAAAAGUGACCAAAGGUAG